Messenger RNA from Dendrobium catenatum, 480 nucleotides. RefSeq lists its product as uncharacterized. Bases 111 to 455 code for a protein of 114 amino acids. NCBI's taxonomy places the organism in Eukaryota, Viridiplantae, Streptophyta, Magnoliopsida, Asparagales, Orchidaceae. The transcript has 4 exons. The record is from RefSeq and is a predicted model, not a curated record. Gene Ontology annotation, biological process: maturation of 5.8S rRNA.
AGUAAAAAUCGUCUUCUUGUCCACAGCCACAGGUGUGAGCCCUAGUCCGCCUCUGCUGCCGCUAUCUUCCGGUCAGUCAGCAAUCGAGGCCAUACCCUUUAAGCAAAAAAAUGGCGAAGCGCGAACUCUCGAACACCCUAAAAAACUUAAAGUUUAUGCAAAGGGCUGCUCCUAGGGAGGAAAAGAUCAAUGAACAAAAGGAGAAUCCGGAGCCAAUUCGAAACGUUUUUGACACGGCCAACGCUGCCUCCCCCGCCCGAAGAAGAUGCAUAGUGAUAGUUGAAGGGGAUCCUCACCCCGGAGCAUUAAGAGGCCGAAUGUCAUUUCAGAGCUUUAAUCCGUCAAUUGAUAAAUUGAAUGAAGAGGCUACGACCAUCCAUCAAAGCCCAGCAUCUAAUACGUCUAAUGGAAAUGAUAAUAUUUCUUACAGGUGGGCCUUUGUUUUAAAAUUUUGAAUUUGCUGAAUAAUUAUAUUAUUAA